AUGAACCAAAAGAACGACAAGGAAAUAUCUGAAACUACUUCACUCUCAUCACCCCCGUCUCCGGCACUGGAAGCGCAGUCUCAUCCUGCUCCACAAAUGUUUGACGCUUUUCCUCAAUCACCUCACGGUGACUUCAAACCCACAUUUUAUAAUCCCUUCGAAGUUAAGCAUAGGCGUCGCACGUCUCGGUAUCAACUUAAAGUUCUCGAGAGAGCCUUUAAUGAAAACCCUAAACCCCACGCCGCUGUCCGUCAAAUUUUAGCCCAGAAAUUAAAUAUGACCCCACGUGGGGUACAGGUCUGGUUUCAAAACCGUCGAGCCAAAGCAAAGAAAGUGAAGGUUACCGAGGAUAGUCAAAGUAACGAGGGAGAGGAUGGUGACUUUGGUAUAGAGGAGGAAAUAUAUUUAACGACUGAACAUACAAAUGACUGUGCAAAGCAUCUCAAAGAAACUGUAACCUGUGAUAAUGAUGAGCCUAGCACAAAGUGCGAGGAAGGCAUACCUUGUUGCGAAGAAGUAUUUCCCUCCCUGAGUGAAACCGACAGCGAGGGAUUGUAUGUCGAGCAAUCAACAUGUCUUCUGGCGAACAACAUUCUAAUGGGUGAAAGAAGCACAACUGAAAAGGUAUCUCGAACGAAGCCAUCCAUAGAUCCUAUUAAGAUACCUGAAACACAAGAAGAGUAUCAACUUAUGAUGCAGCAACGACAGCUGCAACAAUUUUAUCAGAAGCCACAAGCGGAUGCCGUUCAAGAAUGGAUGCAAGAUAAUAUUUCUCUUGAUCAAUCCGGGCAACCAGCAGGAUUUGUAUCGAAUAUGUACGAUUCGAUAAAUGAUUUUAUUCCAUUAGGGACUCCUCAGUCUGCAGUUUCUAUCCCCGAAUAUUUCACCGACUAUCGGCAAUACAGUCCGUCUGUGAGCUCCGUCAUUAGUGACAAAUAUCCUGCAUCAGCUGCUGAUCCAGCCGACUGUUUACAGCCAUCGGGCUUUUCUCUCUCUCGCCGAAAUUCUUGCCCUCCCGAGUUAAUGGCCUCGCUCUUGAACAUGAAAUUAGUCAAUACUCCUGAGGAAAAGCAACAGCUAACUACGAUUAUUGAAGACGAGACUCUCUAUAACGACGCAAAUGCACAUCAGUUCUUGGCAAUGCCUGCAGUACAGACAAAAAGACGGUUUUCCGAACCAGUGAAUCGUUACAUUUUUGAAGAAUUUCAAGCAGGUGGAACGACGAACUAUGUCAGUGAUUUGCAGAAUUCGUCUUGUAGUCAGACGUUGCCUUUCAACGUUCCAGCGUUCGGAGCGAUUAGUCAAUCAAACGAUCAAGUUGUACAUGAUGCGCCUCAUUUGGAGCGUGGGUUCAGCUUAGAUUCGGCGCUUUGGUCUUUUGCUAAAGAACGCAAUGUAUGGAAUAACGGGUUUGACAUCAAAAAUUCUAAACAAUCAGUUGCUGAUGUUGGCCUCAAAUCCAAUGAUGGAGCAAGUAUUACCGGUCAAUGGAGUCAGUCAAGCCCGGCGAUUUUUGGCAUUGAGACUGUCGGUAGUCUAAGUUUGCCAUUGACAGACGAUGCCACAUUUAUGCAACAAAUAUAUGGGAACCCGAACGAGGAAGUAGUAGUGUGA
This is a messenger RNA of Paraglomus brasilianum, 1614 nucleotides long. The record is from the annotation of a GenBank genome assembly. NCBI's taxonomy places the organism in Eukaryota, Fungi, Glomeromycota, Glomeromycetes, Paraglomerales, Paraglomeraceae.